GAUGUCACAACCUUUUUUUACGGAGUUUUAAGAGAGCAUGAAACUCCGAAUGGCAGGAGGACACCGAAAGAAAGAAAGGCAAGCGGACCUUUUUUUCGUCUCGACACUUCACACACGAACGAAGAACGAGUUUUCGCGUACCCCCAUGUCGCUGACCCAGUGGAGACAGUUCAAUUUCUUUAACAAGCAGCAAGUCAAGGAUCCCGACGACGCUUCACAGUCUCCUUCCAUUUUCCAGAAAUCGGGCCUCACUGUCUUUGCCGCUGGACGUGGCCAUAUUAUUACGGCAGAUAUCCUUUUUAUGACUGCAAAAGUGCAAACAUGACAUGAAUGGCUACUACCCACCUAUAUAGUAUAUAACUCGCACGUAGACAUAUUAUCUUUAACUACCGCUCUGCCUAUUG
Radiomyces spectabilis is the source of this 404-nucleotide messenger RNA. RefSeq lists its product as uncharacterized. The record is from RefSeq and is a predicted model, not a curated record. The coding region runs from base 38 to 325 and encodes 95 amino acids. NCBI's taxonomy places the organism in Eukaryota, Fungi, Mucoromycota, Mucoromycetes, Mucorales, Radiomycetaceae. The transcript is spliced from 2 exons.